UGGAGGAGAGAAGAUGGCGGAAGCGGAUUUUAAGGAGCAUCAUACAAGUAUGGAUAAUGAUGCAAACCCAGGAACGUCAUCGGUGUCUACAGCGCCUAGCAGUACAGCCACCACCACUAUUAGCACUUCCUCCUCAAGAACACCACAACCACAGAUCUCUGUUUAUAGCGGCUCUGACCGACAUGCUGUACAGGUCAUUCAGCAGGCCUUGCACCGCCCCCCGAGCUCUGCAGCUCAGUACCUCCAGCAGAUGUAUGCAGCCCAGCAGCAGCACCUCAUGCUGCACACGGCAGCUUUGCAGCAGCAGCACCUGAGCAGCUCCCAGCUUCAGAGCCUGGCGGCCGUGCAGGCAAGUCUGUCCAGUGGGAGACCAUCUACAUCCCCUACAGGGAGUGUCACACAACAGUCAAGCAUGUCCCAGACAUCUAUCAACCUCUCUACUUCUCCUACACCUGCACAGUUAAUAAGCCGUUCCCAGGCUUCCAGUACUACCAGCAGCAGUAUUACCCAACAGACUAUGUUACUAGGGAGCACAUCCCCUACCUUAACGGCAAGCCAAGCUCAAAUGUACCUACGAGCUCAGAUGCUGAUUUUCACACCUGCUACUACUGUGGCUGCUGUACAGUCUGAAAUUCCUGUUGUCUCGUCAUCAUCGUCAUCUUCCUGUCAGUCGGCAGCUACUCAGGUUCAGAAUUUAACGUUAUGCAGCCAGAAGUUGGGUGUAUUAUCUAGUUCGCAGAAUGGCCCACCAAAAAGCAGUAGUCAAGCUCAGUCAUUGACCAUUUGUCAUAAUAAAACGACAGUAACCAGUUCCAAAACCAGUCAACGAGAUGCUUCUCCAGAAAGCAAUAAGAAAGGAGAGAGCCCCAGUUUGGAAUCUCGAAGUACAGCUGUUACACGGACAUCGAGUAUCCAUCAGUUAAUAGCUCCAGCUUCAUAUUCUCCAAUUCAGCCUCAUUCUCUAAUAAAACAUCAGCAGAUUCCUCUUCAUUCACCACCUUCCAAGGUGUCCCAUCACCAGCUGAUUUUGCAACAGCAGCAGCAGCAGCAGCAGCAAGUUCAGCCACUUCCCCUUCAGAGUCCGAGUCAGGACCCCCCUGCCUCCCAGCACUGUGUCCCCAUGCCGAGCCAUGGCCUCCCUGCUGCACCAAGCGGUGCCCAGGCCCAGCACUGUUCACCACUUCAGAGCCACCCACCUCCUCUCCCAGUGUCCCCCCCCCAGCCACAGGCAGCGCAGCAGUCGGUCGUGGUGUCCCCCCCACCGCCCCAUUCUCCCAGCCCGUCUCCAGCGAUCAUUAUUCAUCCACAAACACUUAUUCAGUCCCAUCCUCUUGUGUCCUCAGCUCUCCAGCCAGGGCCAAGCUUGCAGCAGCCCCCCACUAAUCAGGUGCAGCCAACCGCCCAGCCGCUGAAUCUUCCAUCUCAUCUCCCACUUCCAGCUUCCCCUGUGGUGCACUUGGGGGCCGUCCAGCAGUCCUCUUUGGUGUCCCCAGGGCCGCAGAUUGUCUCUCCCACAGCACAUCAGCCAUACUCUGCACUGCAGUCUCCUCCGAUCCCACUCGCGACACCCCCCCAGCUGUCGACAUCUCCUACAGCCCAGGUCCCAGCACUACCCUUGCAGUCUGUGCAGCCUGAAAUUCUAUCCCAGGGCCAGGUCUUGGUGCAGAACGCUUUGGUGUCAGAAGAGGAGCUUCCCGCAGCAGAAGCUUUGGUCCAGCUGCCCUUUCAGACUCUUCCACCACCACAGACUGUCGCAGUCAACCUGCAAGUGCAGCCACCUGCCUCUGUUGAGCCGCCAGUGGUUUACCAAGUAGAGGAUGUGUGUGAGGAGGAAAUGGCUGAAGAACCAGAUGAAUGUGUCCGCAUGGACAGAACUCCACCACCACCUACUCUGUCUCCAGCAGCCAUAACUGUGGGCAGAGGAGAGGAUUUGUCUUCUGAGCAUCCUUUGCUAGACCAAGUGGAUCUCCCUGCAGUGGCAUCAGUCAGUGCAUCAGUGAUUAAGUCUCCGACAGACCCUCCCCAUGCCUCAGUGCCCCCGCCUCCACUUCUGCUUCCAGCAGCUGCCACUCGGAGCCACAGCACAUCUCUGCCCAGCAGCGUUCCUAAUGUUGAAAACAAACCUCCACAGGCUAUUGUGAAACCACAGAUCUUGACCCACGUUAUUGAGGGCUUUGUGAUUCAAGAGGGCUUGGAGCCAUUCCCUGUAAGUCGUUCAUCUUUGCUAGUAGAACAGCCUGUGAAAAAAAGGCCCCUUUUGGACAGCCCAGUCAUGAGUGGCAUGUGUGUCCAGGCAGAGCUCCAGAAUAAUACAAAGCAUGCUGAUAAUUCAUCGGACACCGAGAUGGAAGACAUGGCUGCUGAAGAGGGAUUAGAGGAAAUGGACAGUGAGUUGCUCAAGUGUGAAUUUUGUGGGAAGAUGGGAUAUGCUAAUGAGUUCCUACGUUCAAAACGAUUCUGCACUAUGUCAUGUGCCAAAAGGUACAAUGUUAGCUGUUCCAAGAAGUUUGCACUUAGUCGUUGGAAUCGUAAGCCUGAUAAUCAAAGCCUUGUGCAUAGUGGCCGUCGUCCAAGUGGCCCUGACGGGGCAGUGCGAGAACAUUUUCCUAGGCAGCUUCCAAUUACUUAUCCAUCUGCAGAAGAAGGCUUGGCUCCUCAUGAAGAGCCUGUGCCAACCGCUAUGAUCACUCGUCUGCGAAGGCAGAGCGAGAGGGAGCGAGAGCGCGAGCUCCGGGAGGGCCGACUGCGGAAGAUGCCCGACAACAGUGACUUGCUCCCGGUGGCGCAAACAGAACCAUCGAUAUGGACGGUCGAUGAGGUGUGGGCCUUCAUUCAUUCUCUGCCGGGUUGUCAAGAUAUUGCAGAUGAAUUUAGAGCACAGGAGAUUGACGGACAAGCUCUUCUUUUAUUAAAAGAGGACCACCUUAUGAGUGCAAUGAAUAUCAAGCUAGGCCCUGCCUUGAAAAUCUGUGCACGGAUCAAUUCAUUGAAAGAAUCCUAACAAGAAUGCGAGGUUUUUGAGACGACAUUUUUGCUUUUAUCAGAUUUGUAGUUGUAAGCUAAUGUCUUCUCUCACAGCAUUCACACCCUCUCCUCCAGAUCCAGGAACCUACCAAGGCUUCCAAGAAGCCAGCAUUCCUGAAAGAAAUCUUAUAGGUUGAUAAAGUGCAGAUACCCCUGAAGGCACGGUAAGCUAGAGGGUGGCCCCAGGAAGAGUAUACACAGACACUCUCUGCGUAGUAUAGAAUGUGUGGGGAAGAUGCUUGUUACAUGAUGAUGUAAAUAGAUCCUCCUUAAAUUCCCCUUCGGCCUGAUUUAGGGUUACCUCAAAGGCAGGUUUCAGGUUCUAGAAGAACAUGCCAGGAGAGGUGAUAGAAGUAUCAAAAGUUAUGUCAUAGACAUUCGUGGUGAGUUUUCCAGACUUGGUGAACAUAUCCUUGAGAAGGUUGUUGUCUUCACGGGGACUAGAAGUCAGGAGACCUGAUUUCUUUUCUUGACUUCACCAUUGAUAUAUUGUUUGACUGAGGAAAAAAAAUCACCUUUCCCUGCCGUUUCUCUAAGCAAAAUGGGGUUAUAAUACUUGCCCCCAACAAUGAGAUGUUUUAAAAAACAUAGGAAAGGUAAGAUGUAGAAUGUGUUUUCAAUUGUUCAGGAAAAAAAAAGCUGCCAACUAAAUUCAAGACGGUAAUAUUAGUUGUGUAAUAUAAAAGCUCUGUAUAGUAUUUUUGCAAAUUUCAUGCAUAGCAGAAAAUGGAAAUUUCUCAUUCUGUUCUUCAAAAUGUAGCAGUACUGACACAACAGUGUUAACAACAGCCAGACUGCACUGGACCCCAUGCAUCUCUUUGAUAUUCAUGGGCUUCUGUGCCCCAAUGAAGGCUGAAGCACGAUGUCCUUGAGCCUUAAUGGACUGGUGCCCAAGCACUGCCAGGCAGGCAGGGAGGAGGAGCAGGGGAGGCUUCUCUUACUGCUUUUGGGGUGGUUUAGUGGACCAACAUGUUGGUACUAGGAAGAAUGGAACUUCUCCUUUUCCUUUAGUAGUUGACAUAGCAUUUGCCAGGUGAUAGCUCCUGGAUGUUCCUGCCUUUUCAGAGCUAUGAACUGCUCUUGUGUGCCACAAGGAGAAAAUGUAUUUUAAAAAUUCAAAUGUCCCAAUUCAGAAAGUUAGGGUUCUGCAGUGUUACAGAAAGCAGUGCAAAUUCUGUUGAAUAAUAAUGAUAAAUUGCUAGCAUUUAUAUAGGUCAGUAAGGGAUGGACACACACA
Molecule: messenger RNA, 4261 nt
Organism: Trichosurus vulpecula (common brushtail)
Lineage: Eukaryota; Metazoa; Chordata; Mammalia; Diprotodontia; Phalangeridae
Gene: PHC3
Product: polyhomeotic homolog 3
Exons: 15
Coding region: 14-3001 (995 amino acids)
Cellular component (GO): PRC1 complex; nucleus
Molecular function (GO): zinc ion binding; protein binding
Source: RefSeq, a predicted model, not a curated record